Messenger RNA from Moesziomyces antarcticus, 1149 nucleotides. RefSeq lists its product as uncharacterized. Bases 1 to 1149 code for a protein of 382 amino acids. The record is from RefSeq and is a predicted model, not a curated record. Lineage: Eukaryota; Fungi; Basidiomycota; Ustilaginomycetes; Ustilaginales; Ustilaginaceae. The transcript has a single exon.
AUGGCUCCUCGAGACCACCAGCAGGUCCCCGAACUCUCGUAUCUCCCCACCUACACCCAGACCAGGCCGCCUCCGGACUCUGGACCGCCGCCUGUAUACGCCAAUGUCAUCCGCAAGGUCUACCCGUACUCGCUGCGUCCCGUGCUGCUCGUCACGACCUUCUGCACCUUCCUCUACCUCCUCCUCGUCGCCAUCUCCAACUUCAAGGACCUCGGCCACUCGGGCAACAAUGCCGUCAUGAACAUCAUCGACGCCGUGACAGGCGCUCUGCUCCUGGCCGCUGCCCUCAUCGAGGUUGUCGGCUUCAUCGCAUCGUUCAAGCUCAACCUCAAGUUCGCCUUGCUCUACUCGCGCCUCGCCGUGCCGGCGUUCCUCAUGGUGAUCGCAUGCGAGAUCCUCAGCAUCUUCGUCCACUACUCGUACAAGACGCGCGUCAUCGAGGACUGCAUCACCAGGAACACCGGCGCCGUUGCUCCUGGUUCGUCCGGAUGGGGUUGGUUCGGUUCGGGCGGCUCCAGCAAUACCACCAUGUCGGCCGAGGACGCCAAAAACUACUGCAAUUCCUCGUGGAGGAACGACUCCACCUGGGAGAUUGUCUGGCUCGUCGUCACCAUCCUCCUCGGUGUCCCGUUUGUCAUGUUCAGCUUCGCCUUUGUGCGCCAGCUGCGCAAUCCGGACUCGGUUCGCGUGCGCGAGUCCGGCGGCGGCUGGUGGGGCCGUCGCAACACCAGCCAGCAGCCGUACAGCGCCCAGUACGCGAAUCAGUACGCCAGCGGACCGUACGACCCGCAGUCGCAAGCACAGGCCUAUUCGUAUCCUCCGGCUCCGUACGGUGCCAGCCCAUACGCGCCUCCCAGCGGGCCUCCGCCGCCGCCGCUCAGCACCGAUGGCCACCGCGAUCUGCCCGGCUACGAGCGCGGCGACAUGCAGGGCGACUUUGACGACGACCGCAAGAGCCCCAUCAGCCCUGCCGCCGACUACGGCUACAACCGUCGCGCCUCGACCAGGAGAGAGCCCGACGCACGCGACAGCAGGCAGCUCGAUGCGGCCAAAGACUCGCAAGUCACCGUCAAGCUCGACGACGAUACCGAUGCCAAGCCCAAGGGUCUCAGCAGGCACUCGGACGACGACGAUGCGCCCAGGAUCUGA